Amorphotheca resinae ATCC 22711 is the source of this 2025-nucleotide messenger RNA. RefSeq lists its product as hypothetical. Gene Ontology annotation, molecular function: RNA polymerase II cis-regulatory region sequence-specific DNA binding; DNA-binding transcription factor activity, RNA polymerase II-specific. The record is from RefSeq and is a predicted model, not a curated record. Gene Ontology annotation, biological process: regulation of transcription by RNA polymerase II. Lineage: Eukaryota; Fungi; Ascomycota; Leotiomycetes; Helotiales; Amorphothecaceae. The transcript has 2 exons. The coding region runs from base 1 to 2025 and encodes 674 amino acids. Gene Ontology annotation, cellular component: nucleus.
AUGGCCUCAGAACACGGUCCUGUAUCUGCCGCUCCUAUCGCAACCGCGGCGCUGUCCCCCACAUUGACCUCCACAACCACCCUCAGCCUUCCAGAUCCUGAUACGGGUCGACUCAGAUCUCUGAAGAGGAGCCGCCCGGACCAGUCCCAGAACCCCGCAAAUCUGACCUCGAUCGCCAGCGCCGGCUUGGGCGCCUCACCUUCACCUAAAUCACCACGGUUAAAGGGCGCGUUCUCCGGAUUCUCCCCUUCACCACUCACUGGCGCAGCAGCAUUGGCCGACGAACAAAGGGAGAAGGAAGAGAUGGCGACGGGCCAACUCGCUGCAAUGAGUGAAAACCCAGGACACAAGGCGCUGUCAUCACUGAUGGCUUCAGGUGGCGCUCCGAUGAGCAGAUCUCAGGACGCCCCCAGUGCUACAACGGCUACGAGCGAUGGGAUGUCGGCUGCAUCGAACGCCAUCUCCAAUCCGAAUACAACUCAAUCGGACGACAAGCCCGACAUGAGUCCCGAAAGCGUGACCAGCCAUGCAAGCCUAGGGGGUCCCGCGCAGACCGCGACUGCAAGCCCGACAAUUGUUGCGAGUCCGACCGCGAUGACGGCCGCCGAUGCCGACAUUCGAGACUCACGAUCGGGUGUCUCCAGUCAGCUACAGGCUCCCAUCGAAGAUUAUCCAUCGCAUCGUGGGGCCCUCUCUUACCCGGGCAACGUCCUCGCUCCAUCGGAUCCGACGAGAGAUCCCGCAAGGUUCCCCGCGCGGGGUUUGAGCCUCCCUGUGCCCGGUCAGAACCAGGCUCUUGCACCGAGAUCCCCUACACAGAAGAAGUAUAAAUGCCAAUAUUGCGAAACCGAAUUUACGCGUCAUCACAACCUCAAGAGCCAUCUGUUGACCCAUAGCCAAGAAAAGCCAUACGUUUGUCAGACAUGUUCGAUGCGGUUUCGCCGAUUGCACGAUCUAAAGCGCCAUAUGAAGUUACACACGGGAGAACGCCCACACAUCUGUCCAAAAUGUGAUCGUAAAUUCGCACGAGGAGAUGCCCUUGCCCGCCACGCCAAGGGCCAGGGUGGUUGUGCAGGUAGACGAGCUAGCAUGGGAAGUUUCGCUGGCGAUGAUGAUUACGAGGGUUCACAAGCCGGAGAAGGUGAUGAUAGCGGAAUGGAUGGUGUCAUGUAUACCAACGGGACGCCCCAUCUAAACGAUGCUGAGAUGACGGAAGAAGACCGUCGACGGUAUAGUCUGCCAGCUAUCAAAGCACAGCACUUAGCCGGGUCGCAAGAUAAUUACAAUCCGCGAAGUCCUAGCACAUACCCUCCUGCGGGCCCACGGUCAGUCCAGCAAGUACAAUCCACUGGAGGUUUGUAUCCACCUAAUACGGACCGAGGCGGCGGCUCGCCCGGUCCCGGUACCUCCCCAAACGUGCAGAAUAGCAAUAUUGGUGGGGGCCUGUCAUCUAUGGGUCUUAGCAAUGGAGGCAACUCAAUGUAUCCGCAAAGUGGUGGUAUUACAGAGAGUCCUAAGCCACUCAGCCCAGCCGGCAUGAUUUCUCACCAACUUGGUCAAGAUCCUUCUAUCAACAGACAAAGAUCGCCUACGCUGAACACCCAAUUUCAGCAACAGCAUUUCAGCCGGCGACAGUCAGACAGAGCAUCACCUACGGGCAUGUCACUUCCAUCGCCACACUCACAAGGUCCUAAGCUUCCUGCUAUUGCUGGUCUAGCGCCUCCCGAGCAGAGUGCCCCUGUUGGCCCUCCGCAUCAGCAAGGAGGUGGAAGUGCCGAUGGUAGCAACAACCUGUUCGCAGCUGGCGAGAGAGGAGUCUGGGCCUAUGUCCAAACAUUGGAGGACAAGGUGAAGCAGUUGUCAGACAAGGUUCAGGCGAUGGAGGCCGAGAAGGUCAACCACCGAGAACAAGUUGCAAGCCAACAAGAUCAGAUCAAUCGGCUUUCGGAUGAAGUCUUCUCCCUACGCGGCCAACUCAGUACCCAGAACCAGUCUCAACAGGCGUCUGCGUCUGGGCAUUCGUAA